GUCCAUUUUGAAUUACGAGUUUGCGACCAAUGGGCUCCGAUGGGUGACUAUGAGGACACAGAUGUGCAGCUUGUGCAAGCUUUUAGGAUAUCAGAAGUUCCUGAACGAUUACAUUGGGCCGGAUCAAGUGAUCCUUUGAAGGAAGCGAAACAAACGAGCGGAUGGGAUCCAGAAGCAGCACAGAUGAGGGGUAUCUUUAUGGCUAGGGGGCCAGGGUUCAAAGUAGACGAGAAAGUUGGACCGGUUGAGAUAGUUGACGUCUAUCAGGUAAUCCUGAAUAUCCUGAGUGUUGAUUCAGCACAUCCUCAUAACGGAACAUGGUCAAAUGUGGCUGAUAUGUUGUCUAGUGGAUGGGAAAAUCGAGCGAACAGCGAUAAAUUUAACGAAGCCACACGAUUUGGCCUUACAGCCCUUCCCUUGAUCCUGUUAAUGUACAGGUUUCUGCCCUGA
Molecule: messenger RNA, 450 nt
Organism: Cylicostephanus goldi
Lineage: Eukaryota; Metazoa; Nematoda; Chromadorea; Rhabditida; Strongylidae
Source: the annotation of a GenBank genome assembly